GUGGUUCGAGAGGGUAAGCAUGAUGGUCAUCCUGCUCAAUUGCGUCACUCUAGGAAUGUACCAACCCUGCGUCGUCAAAUGCGAAUCGAACAGGUGUCAGAUCCUCCAGCUGUUCGAUGACUUCAUCUUCGCAUUUUUCGCCCUAGAGAUGUCAAUUAAAAUGAUCGCUAUGGGAGUGUACGGAAAGGGGACAUACUUGGCAGACUCAUGGAAUCGGCUCGACUUUUUCAUCGUGCUCGCUGGGGCUUUGGAGUACGCACUCAACGUCGAUAACAUGAACUUGUCGGCGAUAAGGACAAUAAGGGUCUUACGACCUUUAAGAGCGAUCAACAGGAUACCGAGUAUGAGAAUCUUAGUUAUGCUUCUACUAGACACACUGCCUAUGCUGGGAAACGUUCUCCUCCUCUGCUUUUUUGUCUUUUUUAUAUUCGGGAUCGUCGGUGUGCAGCUUUGGGAGGGAAUACUUCGUCAGAGAUGCUUCCUCAAGCCCAUACCGAACGUCACAUACCCCAAGGGGCUUCCACAAGAGUACAGUGUUCGAGUCAGAACCACUGAGCAGCUAGCAGCGUACUAUUUCCACCAGGAGCAAGAGAGGGACUACAUUUGCUCCCGUCCGGAAGACUCCGGGAUGCACCGAUGCGAAGACAUUCCGCCCACCAAAUUCGGCAAUAUCACCUGCUCGGGUAUCGCCCUCCCCUGGAGUCCCAACAUACCCAACAACAAGUCGUGCGUCAACUGGAACCAAUACUACACCGAGUGCAAGCCCCAAGGACUGAACCCGUUUCAAGGGACGAUCUCAUUCGACAAUAUCGGACUUGCUUGGGUCGCCAUUUUUCUGGUCAUUUCUCUAGAAGGAUGGAGUGACAUAAUGUAUUACGUUCAAGACGCUCAUUCGUUCUGGGACUGGAUCUACUUCGUUCUUCUUAUAGUUAUCGGGUCAUUCUUCAUGAUCAACCUGUGCCUCGUCGUCAUAGCGACUCAGUUUUCCGAGACGAAGAAAAGGGAAAUGGAGAGAAUGAGACUCGAACGGGCCAGAUUCCAGUCCUCCAGCACGCUGGCGUCGUCCACCAACAAUUCGGAGCCGACUUCCUGCUACACCGAGAUUGUCAAGUACUUGGCCCAUCUGUUCAGGCGUGGGAAGAGACGGUUGAUAAAAAAGUACAGGCUUUGGAAGUACAGACGACAGCAGAGAAGAGAAAAGAAGAAAGAAAACCCGGUCCAACCUCUGGCGAAUACGAUUCUCCUCAAACCGUUUCCUCCCUCGUCUCAAAGCCCGCAAGGACCGGCGAGGAAAAAGGAUGAAGAAGUACCUGCCGAAGCUGAAGACGGACUGAGCCCGAAAAAAAGCAGUCUGCUUCGUGUACCAUCGUUCAACGGAGGCGGUUCGAGCAAUUGGGAACAAUCAAACGAAGGAAACCUUCUUUCGCCCGGAAAUAGCCCUCAGAGAAGGAGGAGCAGUGUUAUGUUCAGCGAAGUCGUCCUUCUGCACGGUGGGACGCAGUCUGAAACGCCCGUCAUGUCUGAAAAAAUAACUCAAGCCGGUGACGGAUCCUUAAGACCUCCUAAUCAGCAGGGCGGUACAACUACAGAAGCGAUGACCUGCCAAGAGCUGCUCGCGUUGAGCGGUGCUUUGAGUGCUGCUCUUCCGACCGGGCAGAUCGCCCUCGACUCUUUGUUCACGUCUUUGAGCAAAGGCGUGCUCCAGUCGCACUUCACCUGGGCGGAUACUGAACUCGCUUUGAAACCGACUGAAAACCAGAGGAGGAAAGAACCGGGAUGCCUUAUGAAGGGGUGCCUUUGCUUCCGUUACUGUUUUUUAGCCGGCAUUCGCCGAGCGAUAAAAUCGUUAGUGGAGCACAAAUAUUUUCAGCAGGGGAUUCUCCUCGCCAUCCUCAUCAACACCCUCAGCAUGGGCAUUGAACACCACAACCAACCUGAACAACUGACCCUGAUAGUGGAAACGAGCAAUAUCGUUUUUAGUUCUAUAUUCGCUCUAGAGAUGUUAUUUAAAGUGAUAGCCGAAGGUCCUUUUGGAUACAUUAGCAACGGAUUUAACGUUUUUGACGGAGUCAUUGUCAUACUGAGCGUUAUCGAACUAAUCCAAACGUUUCUCGGAGAAGGCGAGGGCAGCUCAGGGUUGAGCGUUUUGAGAACGUUCAGACUGCUAAGGAUCCUAAAGUUGGUCAGGUUCAUGCCCAAUCUCAGGAGGCAGCUUUUCGUCAUGCUCAGGACUAUGGACAACGUCGCGGUUUUCUUUUCGCUUCUUAUUCUCUUCAUAUUUAUAUUCAGUCGGGGUUGUUAUGGUAGUAGGGAGACAUAUGCUGACGAGGGGAUGGUUUUCAGCAUUCUGGGGAUGUAUCUAUUUGGUGGUAAGUUCUGUACACUCGCUGACGGUUCGAGAGAAUGCAACUGCAAAGAGAUAUUGGCGAAGAGGCCCGACUGCGUCUGUGAUAGAAAACACUUCAACACGAUGUUAUGGGCCACUGUGACCGUUUUCCAGAUUUUGACGCAAGAAGAUUGGAACGUCGUUCUUUUCAAUGGCAUGGAAAAAACAAGUCAUUGGGCUGCCCUGUAUUUUGUCGCCCUAAUGACUUUUGGCAACUACGUAUUGUUCAAUUUGCUUGUGGCCAUCCUAGUCGAAGGAUUCUCAUCAGAGAGACAUGAGCGAAGAGAAAGAGAACAAAGAGAACUAGCAAAAAAACAAAUGGCACUGCAUCGUAAAUAUUCUGAAUGUUUCAGCGAAGAUGUUUACAGUUCAUGUUCUCUUUCUGAGCAAGAUAGCUACAUGCAGCAAGAAGCGAGGAGUGAGAGGGAAGAGUAUAAUCGCAGAUUAAAAGAAAACGGUCACAAAGAUAAAGAAAACAGCUGGAAAUUAAAAUCAAGCCAGAACAAAGAGGACUUCAACUUGAAAUGUAACAUUCAAAAAGAAAGCCAGAUGCUGACUCAGGCACCGAUAAUAACUCAUACAGCCGCAACGCCUCAAGACUCCCCUAAUGCCACACUUGACGGUAGCGCCAGGGACUUUAACAACAGGCUCAGCUCUUCCAUGGCUCUACAAUUUUAUUCAAGCUCUCUUUCCAUCGAUUCAAUCGAUUGCUCAAUGUCAUCGCAAGUGAGUAUACCCGGAAUGCUGAAACCCCCGACACUGACGGUCAACAAUUUGACUGCACCUCAUCAACACUUCAGAAGGAGAGCGAGCGUAAAUAACGGUGCCAGUAGAAAAGAUCCAUCCCAAACUUCACUAUUUCAAAGACGAUGCUCUUGGAAGAUGUCCAGAAGUUCAUUAAGGAGAAAAUCACGAUCAGGUUCAGAGCCUGAUGAAGAGCAGAAUAUAGUUUUGAAUAACAACAAUCAUUUAAUAGCCAGUCCAAUACAAUCAGAACUUAUACAUUGUAAUGGCAACCUGAUAGAGACAAUACGAAAUGACACACAAAGUAGUAAAAAUUCUAGUAUUAUUAAACUAAGUCCUCAAACUUCAAUACGAAGUCAAAAUUCUAAUAAUUCUGAACAACAAUGUGCUCAGGUGUCAUGGGUAGCCAGCGGUGGCUUAUCGAGACAAAAUUCAAUAGGAGGUGCAAGUGUUUGUAGCAAUCAAAACUCUCAAAAUUUAACUCCCACAGUCACUCAACCAAUAUCUUCGCAACAUCUAAAGGUCACUACAACAAAUAAUUCAAACUUGAGUAUACCUCAGCGAAUUGAAGAUUGCAAAUCGAUCAAUAUCAGUGCAGGAGCUUGUGGUCUUCGGCAGCCGUCACCUCUUCCCAAAGUAAAGGAAACCCCUCCAAUUGAAGAGUCGACAAGCGAACCCUCUGUGCCCCCUGUACCAAAAGUUUUUUUUUUUUUUAAACAAGAGGGCUGUUUUGUGGAGAGGGAGGACUACGCACUGUACAUAUUCCCUCCUGAUAAUUCAUUUCGUCUAAUGUGUAAGACAUUCGUCGAGCAAAAAUGGUUUGACAACGUAGUUUUAUUUUUUAUCGCCCUAAAUUGCAUAACUCUGGCCAUGGAGCGCCCCAAUAUCCCUCCUUAUAGCAAAGAGAGGCUGUUUCUUGCAACAGCAAACUAUGUUUUUACAGCCGUUUUCAGUUUAGAAAUGUUUGUUAAGGUGGUUGCUACAGGAAUGUUUUAUAGUAGAGAUGCUUAUUUCACUUCAGGUUGGAAUGUGAUGGAUGGAUUGCUUGUGUUAAUCUCUAUAAUAGAUUUACUCAUGUCAGUAAUCUCUGAAAGUAGCCCACGAAUUUUUGGUAUUCUUAGGGUUUUUAGACUACUCAGAUCAUUGCGUCCAUUACGUGUAAUUAAUCGAGCUCCUGGUUUAAAACUGGUAGUUCAAACACUUCUAUCCUCAUUAAAGCCUAUCGGAAACAUUGUGCUCAUUUGUUGUACGUUUUUUAUUAUAUUUGGGAUUCUUGGUGUUCAGAUGUUCAAAGGAACCUUUUUUUAUUGUGAUGGCCCAAAUAUAAAAAAUGUUAAAAACAAGUCUGACUGUUAUGCAGCUCAUAAACAAAACAGAUGGCUGAAUAGAAAAUACAACUUUGAUGAUCUCGGCAAAGCACUCAUGUCACUUUUUGUACUUUCAUCGCGAGACGGCUGGGUCAACAUAAUGUACACUGGAUUAGACGCUGUUGGUGUAGAUCAACAACCUCAAGAAAAUUACUCGGAAUGGAGAUUGUUGUAUUUUAUCGCAUUUAUCCUGCUUGUCGGAUUUUUUGUGCUCAACAUGUUUGUCGGAGUCGUAGUCGAAAAUUUUCACAGAUGCAGGGAAGAACAAGAGAAGGAAGAACGAGUCAGAAGAAUGGCCAAAAGGGCCAAACAAAUGGAGAAAAAGAGAAAAAGAAUGCAUCAACCUCCAUACUACACUAACUACUCAAAAUCUAGGCUUUUUGUCCAUAAUGUUGUAACAUCAAAAUAUUUCGACUUAGCCAUUGCAGCUGUAAUUGGCCUAAAUGUUAUAACAAUGGCAAUGGAAUUUUACAUGAUGCCAAAAGAAUUAACAUAUGCGUUAAAAAUAUUCAACUACUUUUUCACAGCAGUUUUUAUCCUUGAAUCCAUUAUGAAACUUGUUGCGUUGGGCGUAAAGCUUUAUAUGAAGGAUAAAUGGAAUCAAUUGGACGUAUUAAUAGUCAUAUUAUCAAUUGUUGGGAUUGUUCUUGAAGAAAUGGAAUCAAAUAUAAUUCCAAUAAACCCAACUAUAAUUAGAGUCAUGAGGGUGAUGAGAAUUGCCCGAGUAUUGAAAUUGUUAAAAAUGGCAAAGGGUAUCAGGGCUUUGUUGGACACCGUAAUGCAAGCCCUUCCUCAAGUCGGCAAUCUUGGUCUUCUUUUCUUCCUUCUGUUUUUUAUAUUUGCUGCACUUGGUGUAGAACUUUUUGGCCGACUCGAGUGUAGCACAGAACACCCAUGCCAAGGGCUUGGCGAGCAUGCCCAUUUCAGUAAUUUUGGUAUGGCCUUCCUCACGCUCUUCAGAGUUGCGACUGGUGACAACUGGAACGGGAUAAUGAAGGACACCCUGCGCACGGACUGUGACGACAAACCAGAUUGUGUUAAAAAUUGUUGCGUCUCAGGAAUUGCGCCGAUCUUCUUUGUUAUCUUUGUUCUGAUGGCCCAGUUCGUUCUGGUGAAUGUCGUGGUGGCCGUAUUGAUGAAGCACCUAGAAGAAUCACACAAGCAGGAUGCAAUGGACAAAUAUUUAAAUGAGCUGGCCAAACAAAACGGGGAAGAGGGUGUUUGGUUCACUAAAGAAACGGCGACACACCAGGAAUUGACUGAAUUGCUUGAAGAUGAAUUGGACAUUGAAGAUGAACUGGAAAGAGAGUUGGCAGCUGAACAGCUGGAGGAUGAAGAGGAAGACCUUUGCCUGCAGCUCGCCCUUGAACAAGAUGCGAUCCAUAGACCAUUGGCGAAAGUUCUCUCUCUACCAGCCAAUUUCACGUUUUCCAGUGACAGCAGAGAUUCUAACUCCCCUAAUAAUUCUAGACAACGUAGAGCAUCGUCUAAUUCUUGGAGGGAUGUAAGAGACAAUGCAAUAGCCAAAAAUUCAAGACGAAGACAAACACUCCAAGGACCGAUGUUGAUACCUCCAGCUUACCCGACAGUCGGUUACACAUCCAUAUAUACGACACACCAUGAUAGAGAAAGAAUACGAGUGACAAAACAGCAAUCGAUCGCAGAUGAUGAAAACCCUAUCACUCUGUCUGUGCCUACGCAUUCAGGGAGAUUGAUGAGCCUUCCCGAGUCUUGCCCACCUGAGAUUUUGACAGAGCCAGCGACAACGGAAUUUAUAAGGGAAUCACCAGAGUCCCUUUCUCCUGGAGUCAUACUCAUACCGCCUCCUUAUUCCGAUGCCGAAUCACCGAGUGAAAAUGUAAUUGGUUCUGAUUCGAGACAGGAAAAACUUCAGGUCAGUCCGGGCGGCCAGAGAGUCAGGAUCCGCCUUUGUGAUACCAGAAUGGACUCCGGCAUCGGUGAUGAAAAACACAGCCAAGAAUCGCAGCCUUCUUCAGGGAACCCAUAUGAACGGGAAACGCCAGAAAAGUCCAUCGAUCAAGUCAUCGUUCAUAACCAACGAGUAUCGUAGUGAAUCAUGUACUCAUUAAAAUAGUUUACCAUCUUGAUCCAUUUAGAAUUGUUUUGAAGAGAAUCGUUUUUGUUUUUUUAUUUCUAGGGCUUUACAAAGUAUAAAUGCCUAUAUAAAAAAUAAAUAAAUAAAAAAUAAAAAAAGUGACAGUCAAUUUCAAAAAGGCAAAUUAGAUAAUAAUUGGCCAACCUUGAUGUUAGAAGACGGAAAAUAUAGAAUGGAAUUAGAAUGAACUUUUAGAGUGUCAUUGUAUUUGUCAUAAAAUUAUCGAAUAUCAUAUCAAAGAGAUUAUUUAAUUUAUUUUCCAUAGGUGAGAUUAUUUAUUGGAUCUAAUCUUUUGUCAAUUAUCAGUCAUUAAUUCUCUCACAUAAAAAAAGUUUUACUACUUAAGUAAUGUUAAUAUAUAUAUUGGUAUCUUCUAGAUAUGUGUUUUAUUCAUCUACUAAGAUUUUCAAAUUCAAAUUCAAAUGUUGAAUUUAGAAGCAGUCAUUCAAUUUGGUUCCAAAUAAAGCUUUUUGAAAAAACUUUGAGAAUAAAUUUGUCAGUAAAUAAUUAAUUUAAAAAAAUUGUCCAUUACAGAUUAAAACAAUUAGUCUAGUUGAUUAUAAAAUGUUUUGUUAAACUUAUUUGUAAAAAAUACUUCAUGAUUUAUUACAGGAAACUGCAGUGUAUGACUCAGCAUAAUCAAAAGAUUAAAUAGAAAAUUAAAGUCAAAAUUGUUAUGUAC
Molecule: messenger RNA, 7295 nt
Organism: Cimex lectularius (bed bug)
Lineage: Eukaryota; Metazoa; Arthropoda; Insecta; Hemiptera; Cimicidae
Gene: Ca-alpha1T
Product: voltage-dependent T-type calcium channel subunit alpha-1H
Exons: 40
Coding region: 20-6568 (2182 amino acids)
Biological process (GO): membrane depolarization during action potential; calcium ion transmembrane transport; calcium ion import
Cellular component (GO): plasma membrane; voltage-gated calcium channel complex; neuron projection
Molecular function (GO): voltage-gated sodium channel activity; low voltage-gated calcium channel activity
Source: RefSeq, a predicted model, not a curated record